Molecule: messenger RNA, 870 nt
Organism: Chenopodium quinoa (quinoa)
Lineage: Eukaryota; Viridiplantae; Streptophyta; Magnoliopsida; Caryophyllales; Amaranthaceae
Exons: 1
Coding region: 1-870 (289 amino acids)
Source: RefSeq, a predicted model, not a curated record
AUGCUCACCCCUAUAUCGAACCCUUUAACUAAGCAAUCUUAUAGGCUCCCCGAACCUCCGUCUUUUUUCUUGGAUAAGCGGCCUUCAAUUGAUUUCAGUGGCAUUAUACGUAGCGUUGACGAUCCUGCCCAUUAUAAAGUGGUGCUUGUAAAGGACUCUCCGCCCCUAGUUAGGCGUGGAGGUAGCAUUGUAAGAAGUAGUGAAUUUCUCAAGUUUUAUGUCUUCUCUUCCGAUACUAGCAGUUGGUGUAACUUUCUUGUGCCUGCUCCACCAAACUUCCUUACGGAGACCAUUUUAGAUGCAGCAAUUGGUCUAUACCCCACCGCGUUGGAUGGUGCGCUUUAUUGGUGCAUCAACAUGAUCAUGGUAUAUAAUCUCUUCGAUAAUGUCGAUUCCCAACACUGCGACUUUAUCCAUCUUCCUCAAGAAGCUAAAAAUUCAGCAGAUGAUCUCCGUAAUCUCCAUAGUUUAUGCAUAGCAAAUAUUGAACAACGCCUGUGGCUUUAUCAUUGGAGCUUUGUGACCGCCUUUACUCAAACACUCACCGUCUGGGAUUUGAAGGACGACCGUACUUGGAAUAUAAAGCACUUUGUGGAUCUUACGAGUAUUAAUUGGCGCUGUAAACACUCACCGUCAGAUGUGAACGUGUCUAUCAAAGGUUUCGAUCCUUAUGAUGGAGACGUGCUAUACGUUUUUUCUAAGGAUGACCGUCUACUCUCCGUGAACCUGAGAAGCAAGACUGUGCAACUAGUCUUCCACUUCAAGUCCACUGUAUUUCCAGUGAUGCCACACUUCAGAUUGUUUCCUUAUUUUCCACCUUUCUGGCCAACCCCUAUCAUCAAGAGUAUUGUUGCUACUGCAGCGCUGUGA